UAGAAACCUCAAAUCAGUUCGGUUCGAAAUUUUCUGACAUUGCUUUUGCAAUUGUACAUUUGAGGUGUUUUUCAGGACCAAAUUAUCACGAUAGCAUAUGUGGCGGGACUUUGCAUGCAAAUGCAAAUGAGUCCGCUGAAUGCCGUGAUAUGUGGGCGGAAUGAGUUGACUGCAUCUGUGAUCAGAAUCCUUCGAAGAAACAAAUAUGUGAAUAUAGUUGGGUAUUGGUGUGAUUCUGUUAAGUCCCAACUUCAUGCAGAUGUGGCUGGUAUCAAGGUGAUUGGUGGCACUUUCGAGGACUUGCUGUCCAAUAAGGAAAUACAUUUCCUGUUUCUCUGUGAUACUCCUCUCAAUCAACAGAGUUUUGUUUCGCGACUUUGCGAUCAAAUUAAAUGUUUCCAGAAUUCAAAUGUUAAGCAAGUGUCGGAUCUGCCUUAUGUGAUAGUUUUUCCUCCUUUUUCACCAAAUUACGAUUUCGAGUUGCUUAAAUUAUUCCGAAAUAAAGUUGGUGUUGCAAUGCCCCUCAGAAGACUUCUCGUGUCAGCUUUGUUAUCUCGCCAUAUUAAUCGAAACAAACAGCUGAAGUUUUCAGAAACGUACGAGUCUGUCCAACUACCAGCACACUGGGAUUUGGGGAACCUGGAAAAAAUACACAUAAGACUGUCAACAAUAAACCUUAUUGAAAACUGUGAGUACUCGUGGCUAUGUGAAUCAGGAAAUAUGGGUGGGGGUUUGUUGAACAUCUUUUGUAGUAGUCUUAUUGACCUUGUGUAUUCACUCACUGGUUUACAGUUGACUUCAGUUACAUGCGUCUGUCGAACGUACGGAGGGAGUCUGAGUGGUCGGGAACGGUCUUUGCGUCGGAUUUCAUCAGAAGACUAUGUCACUGUGUUGGGUGAACUUGAUGUGGCUUCGGUGACAGAAUCUUGUAAACCGGUAGUUGUCAUCGUCAUUUCGUCAGACAUUCCAUUCUCAGAAGAUGUUGCAUGUAAACGUUCGGAAGUGUAUUCUUGUGAUAAUCACCGUUUCAAAUUGCAAGUGGAAAUAUGUGGAUCAGCUGGUUGUUUUGUGGCGGAUGAAAGCGAAAGGCAAAUAUCUUGGACAUCCCGAAAAUCUUGUUUACCAAAGGCUAAAUAUGUGUCUGAUGAGUAUUCCACUGUACGACCAAAGCACGAUUGUAAUGGUUUCUCACAUGAACGACCAGUACAACGAGUCAACGAUACAGAAUUGACUAAUGGGAAAGAUCAUUUUGAAUCAUACUCUACGGGUCUAGUGGAGACACAAACAAAUCACUUCCCUAGAACUCGGGCUAUCAGCAAGCCACCCUUCCAUAUUGAAAAAGUGAACGGAAUAACAGAAGUUGCACGUCUACCUUUGAAUGAUUCAACAUAUAACCUGGAGUCAGGCGAGGGUGUACAGUAUUGUCAACUAUCUGUAAUCGGAGAAUCAUGGUCCAAUUGGUUCAGUAGUUUAACGACAAACCUCCCUUCAGUUGAAUCUUUAAUAGCACUCCCAUCCCAUUGGAGUUAUAUUCAGUCGGUUAUACAAGCACUGGAUAAAUCUGCCAGGUUAAGAUGCUGGAUUGAUGUACAAACCGGUGAACGUAUGUAGAGUGUAUAUGCAUCCAAGAGAUGAGCGAAGGAUGUACCCUCUGGACGCUAUGAUCUUGGAUAUGCAAAGUAUGGUGUAUUUAGUCAAAUACAAAGAAUCUCUGCAUUGUAAUGUGAUGGAAACACCUGUGAUUUCUUCCUUGGCAAAUCUUGGAAAUCGAUAUUGUGAAAGUCAAUGAUUUUUGUACAGAUGAUCAGAUUCAACCUCAAUGUUGGUUGGUACCAUUUACUUUCACUCACUAAGUGUGAUUCAACGUUGAUUAUACUAACUUUAUUGCACAAAACUUGUAACAAAUUUCAUAAGAGUUGAAGAUGUAUUUUUAUAAAAUUUAAUUAACUAAAUAUGCCUAAUGCCGAA
Molecule: messenger RNA, 1968 nt
Organism: Trichobilharzia regenti
Lineage: Eukaryota; Metazoa; Platyhelminthes; Trematoda; Strigeidida; Schistosomatidae
Source: the annotation of a GenBank genome assembly